AUGUGUGGUUAUCACAACCAUGAUUUAGCAGAAACAUUAGUGGGUCAUUCAUAUGCUGGUCGAUUGAGUGCUGAAGAGAAGUCUUUAGUUGGUGAAAUGACAAAGAACAUGGUAAAGCCAAGAAACAUACUACUUACAUUGAAAGAUCGUAAUGUGCAUAAUCUUAGUACUAUUAGACACAUUUACAAUUAUCGACAAGCUUAUCGAUCCUCUAUGAAAGGUUCUAGAACAGAAAUGCAACAUCUGUUGAAAUUAUUAGAACGUGAUAAAUAUGUGUAUUGGUAUAGAAAGGUGGAUAAUUUUGAUGUUAUCAAAGAUAUAUUUUGGUCACAUCCAGACUCCAUUAAACUUUUUGGUACUUUUCAUACUAUUUUACUCAUAGAUAGUACUUAUAAAACCAACAGAUAUGGGUUAUCAUUACUUGAGAUUGUUGGUGUCACUUCAACAAAGUUAACAUUCUCUAUGGCAUUUGCUUAUGUGAUGUCUGAGCGAGUUGAUAACUUCACUUGGGCACUACAAAAGUUAAAAGGAUUGAUUACUAAUGACAAUGAUACACCACAAGUGAUUGUAACAGAUAGAGACCUUGGUAUGAUGAAGGCCUUACAAAUGAUAUUUCCUAGCUCUACUAAUUUGUUAUGUCGUUUUCACAUCAACAAGAAUGUGAAGGCUAAAUGCAAGAUGGUAGUUUAUCCAAAGGAGAAAUGGGACUUAGUAAUGGAUGCAUGGGAUGAUGUUGUGAAUUCUUCUAAUGAGGAUCAAUAUGUGCAACGUUUGACAUUAUUUGAGAAGGUUUGCUCAAAUUUUCCUAUUUUCAAUGAUUAUGUGAGAGAUUCAUGGUUGAUUCCGCACAAGGAAAAAUUUGUCACUGCAUGGACAAAUAAGGUGAUGCAUUUGGGUAACACAACAACCAAUAGGGUUGAGGCUGCACAUUGGAGGUUGAAGAUGUUUCUUCAACAUAGUAGAGGGAAUAUGUGUAAUUGUUGGGAUGCUAUGAAUAACAUGAUUACACUACAACACACAGAGAUUAAGUCAUCAUUCGAGAAAAGUAUAAAUGUAGUGGAACAUAGACACAAUAAUUCAUUUUACAUUAAGUUGCGUGGAUUUGUAUCGAGGAACGCAUUAAGUCAUAUAGCUUACCAAUAUGAUCGGGUUAAGACCAUUGGUAUUGACAGUUCUAUAUGUGGUUGCACAAUUCGAACUACACAUGGUUUACCUUGCGCAUGUGAGCUUGCUAGAUACAGUACAAUGUGUCAACCAAUUCCCUUAGAUACAAUUCAUAGUCAUUGGAAGAGGUUAAAUUUUGGUGACCAAGGGAAAAACCAUGAAGGUAACGUGUUAUCACUGCAACCUUAUAUAGAUGCUUUGCUAAAGCGAUUUAUGGAAGUUGAUAAUGUUGGAAAAGUAACUAUACUUGAAAAAUUGCGUGAGCUAGCAUUUCCUGAUACAACUUCAUUGUAUCCACCUCCUGAAAAGGUAAAAACAAAGGGUGCACCAAAGGGUUCAGGGUCAAAGAGAGAUAGAUCAACUAAGCGUGAUCCUUCUUUUUGGGAGCAUGUUGAUGCAGUAGUUUCUAUCCAUGAUAGCACAUCAACUCACCCUUCAUCUUAUAAAUCAACCCAUGAUUCUAAACGUAGGAAAGUUUUACCAUUUAUGGACUCUUUUCCGAUUGAGCUUCAUCCAUUUAUUGAAGAUAUUAUUGAUGUUAAAGCGGAUGGAAAUUGUGGUUAUCGUGCAGUUGCAGCACAACUUGGUAUGGGUGAGGAAUCAUGGUCUCUAGUUCGUCAAGAUUUAAUUAAAGAGCUUCAACAGUGGAAGGAUGAUUACGUCGAACUCUUUGGUAGUGUUAGCCGAGUGGAUGUAAUGAGACAAUCUUUGUAUGUUGAUACACAUGCAUCUGUUGAUAAGUGGAUGACCUUACCAGAUAUGGGUUAUGUAAUUGCCUCAAGAUAUAAAGUGGUUCUCGUCACUUUAUCCUCACAACAAAGUAUGACAUUUUUUCCUCUUAGAGGAUCUCCUCCAUUAUCCAAGUCAAGUCACCGACUUAUUACUAUUGGGUUUGUAAGUAAUUGUCAUUUCGUGCAGGUUAUUUUGAAGGCCGAAGCUGCAUUACCUCCCAUUGCUUUGCAAUGGUCCAGAUAUUGCAAAGUUGAAUCUCGUUUUUGGCAAACUCCAUAUAUUAGUCGUAUGCAACAGAAAAACAAAGACCUUUUGGCGUGGUGGUCGGCCGAUAUGCCAGGGAUCGACCCCAAUUUCUUAUGCCACAAACUCUCAGUGUGCCGAGAGGCGAAACCGGUUGCCCAACAAAAACGAAAGACGGGGGAAGAGAGGAAGAAGGCAAUUGAAGCAGAGGUAUCCAAGCUCAUGGAAGCGGGUUUUAUCUAA
Molecule: messenger RNA, 2382 nt
Organism: Cajanus cajan (pigeon pea)
Lineage: Eukaryota; Viridiplantae; Streptophyta; Magnoliopsida; Fabales; Fabaceae
Source: RefSeq, a predicted model, not a curated record